GUCCCAGAAGAUGAAGUUUGGGAGCCGUCUCUGCACGCUGAAUGUGGGCGGCCGCCGGUUCUUCUUCCCGGCGGAGCUAAUGAAGCGGCUUCCUCUCAGCAGGCUCAGCCGGCUGCAGCGCUGCGUGUCCGAGAGCGAGCUGCUGGAGCUCUGCGACGACUACGACCGCGACAACAACGAGUUUUUCUUUGACCGCCACUCGGAGGCCUUCAGCUUCAUCAUGCUGUACGUGCAACACGGGAAGCUGCGCUUCGUGCCGCACAUGUGCGAGCUGUCCUUCUACAACGAGAUGCUGUACUGGGGUCUGGAGAGCGCCGACCUGCAGCCGUGCUGCCAGCGCCGCCUCGACCACCGCAUGUCCGAGUCCUUCGUCCACUUCUUCCCCGAGGAGCCGCCCCCCCGCGGCCCCUGGGAGGAGCCGCGAGGCCCUGAGGGGGCGCGGAGACGCUGGCUGGAGACGGUACGGAGGACGUUCGAGGAGCCAACGUCCUCGCUCCUGGCUCAGAUCCUCGCCUCGGUGUCCAUGCUGUUUGUGGUCAUCUCCAUGGUGAUGCUGUGUGCCAGCACCUUGCCGGACUGGAAGAGUGCCGAGACCCUGGACCAGCACAGGAUCAUUGAGGCGGUGUGCAUUGGUUGGUUCACGACGGAGUGCAUCGUGCGUUUCCUCGUGUCUCGGGAUAAAUGUGAGUUUGUCCGGCGCCCUCUGAACGUCAUCGACCUGCUUGCCAUCACGCCGUACUACAUCUCUGUUGCCGUGACGAUGCUGACAGGGGAGAACUCCACGCUGCAGCGGGCGGGCGUCACGCUGCGCAUCCUGCGCAUCAUGCGCAUCUUCUGGCUCAUCAAGCUGGCUCGCCACUUCCUGGGUCUGCAGACGCUCGGGCUCACGCUGCGCCGCUGCCACCGCCAGAUGGCCACGCUGCUCGUCUUCAUCGGCGUCGCCAUGGCGAUCUUCAGCGCGCCGGCCCAGCUGCUGGAGCACGGCCUGGACCCGGAGGCCGGGAACCAGGCCUACGCCAGCAUCCCCGCCGCCUGCUGGUGGGUCAUCAUCUCCAUGACGACGGUGGGGUACGGGGACAUGUUCCCGGUCACCGUGGCGGGCCGCGUGCUGGGCGGCGUCUGCGUGGUCAGCGGCAUUGUGCUGCUGGCGCUGCCGAUCACCUUCAUCUACCACAGCUUCAUCCAGACCUACAGCGAGCUCACGCUGAGGGCCACACGCCAUCACAGGGCCGCAGCGAGCUCACGCUGA
Messenger RNA from Sander lucioperca (pikeperch), 1249 nucleotides. Its product is annotated as potassium voltage-gated channel subfamily G member 3-like. Lineage: Eukaryota; Metazoa; Chordata; Actinopteri; Perciformes; Percidae. Gene Ontology annotation, biological process: protein homooligomerization; potassium ion transmembrane transport. Gene Ontology annotation, cellular component: voltage-gated potassium channel complex; membrane. Gene Ontology annotation, molecular function: delayed rectifier potassium channel activity. The transcript has 2 exons. The record is from RefSeq and is a predicted model, not a curated record. The coding region runs from base 11 to 1249 and encodes 412 amino acids.